Molecule: messenger RNA, 2721 nt
Organism: Fibroporia radiculosa
Lineage: Eukaryota; Fungi; Basidiomycota; Agaricomycetes; Polyporales; Fibroporiaceae
Exons: 2
Coding region: 1-2721 (906 amino acids)
Source: RefSeq, a predicted model, not a curated record
AUGUUGCCUCGCUCGAAGCUCAGCCGCAAUGCUGCGACCACAAUUCAGCGUCGUCUUGCGAGCAAGAACACACGCAAGCAGUCGCAGUCAGAUUUCGGCCUCAUCCCUGAGCUACCCCAAGCGGCCCCGGUGCUCCCUCCGCCUGAAGAACAGUGCAAGAUCAUUGCACGAAGGAUAGGCAAGGCAGAGCGUGAGGAACGCAUGGACAUUACCAUGUCGCUGACUCCAGUCAAGACUUACAUGGGGGGCUUCACGCGGCCGCGUGAUAUUCGCAUAUCCAACUGGAUGCCCGGUGGACAGUAUGUGUUAAGGGAGAAGCUAUACGAGCCACCCCCGGCCUCUGCGUACGAACCACACACAGUCUUCUUGGUCGAGUCGCGCUACCCGGUCCGGCAUGGAAUCGGGCGUGCAGAUACCCUCGAGCAUUUCGUCGGUGUAUGCCGUGAGGGCGAUCUGCCAGCGGUCCUCGCGCGACUGAACAGCGACAAGGCCCCUAAGGACACACUUCAGUCGAUGGACAAUGCACGUUGGCCGUGGAUGCCUCAGAAGAAGAUUCGCCAGGUGAAGUGGGAGGAAGGCGAGAGUCGAGAGGAUCUGCUUGCGCGGCUGCUGGCGGAGGACGCAGAGGUGGCAACAAAACUUGUUGCUGAGGAGUCAGCAAGGCAGCCACCGCAACAACAGACGGCUGCCCCUAAUCCUCGCAAGAAGGCUACACGGUCGGAGCUCAUUGCUAAGGAGCUCAUGCAUUCUGCACCGGGCGGUGGUGGGAGUCGAGUGCACCACCGGAUGUUCCAUUUCUCGUUCCAUGCGUCUGCAGAGUCUGAUACCCCUCUGGGUGCCCCCGGUACUUUCAAGGCUCGGACGGCGAUCCCGACAUCUUCAUGGAGCCGUCCGCACAAACCGUCGCAAGACGCAGAUGAUAAUGUGGUACCAUCAUAUUACGUCGAGCGCAAGCGGCAGCGCGAUGCGGUCGAAGAGCGGAAGGAGGAGGAAGGAGGGUUGAUGGCGCAGCUCAGUGCUGGCAUUCUGAGCGAGGGCGUCGCGGCGCACACGAAGGCGCGCGAAGAGAAGAUUCCUGUUGAGGUGCGGGAUCCCCUUGACGGAACGGUCAGACAUCCUAGUGGGUUCGAGCCGCCAACGCCAGAGACGCAUUUCCAUCCUGCUGUAGCAAAAACGGCGACGGAGGAUCACCCGAUGAUGUCAACGGUGAAGCAGCAUUGGGACGCACUUCCGAUGAACGCCGACGCGCGAGAGGUUAUCGGACCCGACAAUGGCGUGGCUCAAGAAUUCAUUCGGAAGAAGAUCUCGGAGGUCGUUGAUCGCGCUGAAGCUAUCCCGUCACACACGCAGGAGGAGCAGAGUCCAAUUGAGAUGAUCGACUUACUUGCCACUGGCACCACUACAACGCCCGAGCAACGAAGGGCAAUCCCGACGUCAAGCUGGGAUUCGCCAAAGAAAUCGCCUAGGUGGAAACAACAUCCCGAGGACGUCGUGCCUACGUACUACGUUGAGCGCAAGCGACAGCUCUCAUCAGUCGAAGAGAGAAUAGAGGCCGAGGGCAAUCUGAUGGCCGAGCUCAACGAGGGUAUCUUGAGCGAGGGCCUCGCCGCUGACAUCAAGCAUCGCGACGAGAAGAUCCCCGUCGAAGUCAGAGAUCCUCUAGAUGGCACCGUGCGGCAUCCGAGUGGCUUCGAGCCUCCCACGCCUGAGACGCAUUUCCAUCCAACUGCUGCAAAGUCGGUGACAGAGGAUCAUCCGAUCGUCUCGACGAUCAAAGUGCCAUGGAUGGAUGCGGUGAGCCCGAAGAAUAGUAGAAGUCUUCACACUAGUGCAGUCAUGCGGGCAACAGCAGUACCGUAUGCCGCAUUUCACCUGAUGUCGCCUGCACUCGCUCAGGCUCCUCAGCCAGUCCAAGCAGCUCGCCAGCAGGAGGACGUCGACGAGGAUGAUCACGACGCAAAUUUGAUGCAAACGGAGGAUAUCGACGACGAGACUCUCCAUGUUCGAAAACAGUAUCUCCCCACGCUUGGUGCACAGCCGUUCUGGCGUCCGCUGCUUACAGCGACUUUUGCCACUCGUCCACUUGCUCUGACCUUUGCACGUCUCUCGCGCGGCCAAACACGAGGCACACCGUACUAUGUGAGCGUGAGCAACGAUGACCGCAAGUAUGCCCCGUCGCUCCAGAGCCGCCUCCGGAAUAUGCGUAUCAACAGAAUGCACGGACUCGCGAUGGAUAUGGGGCGUUUGCUCAAUGGCGAGCGCGGCGGAUUUCUUGGCAUUCGCUUCAGCCCGGAGCAGCGUGGACGGGCUAUCGAUGGCGAAGGCAUGUCAGACCCCAUUCAGAUGGAUAAGCGCAUGAUCCAAGUCGGCGUGGGGGAGUGGUACGCGCGUGUGGAGGAGGUGAAGGAGCAAUUCAGCGAAGGAGCCCGCGAUGCGGAGGUGGCAGAGGCAGUGCGUGUGUUUGGAUUGGAUGAACACGGGCAGCGGACCGAUGACGGUGCAUGGCCCUCGAGGCCGGAACCCUACCCGCGGUACGAAAGUCUGGAAGAAUAUGCCCUGCAACAGUCCCCUCCUGUCAAUCUCUCCGCAAUGGACAAGAAGGCGGCGAAGGCGGCCAAAGAGGAGCUGGUGGCUAAACACAAGUAUGAGAUCGCGCGACUGAUGUCGUUGCCGAGCAAUGGGGUCAUCAGGCCCUACAUAUUUAAGUCGACACAGCCUUGA